This is a messenger RNA of Phalaenopsis equestris, 1853 nucleotides long. Its product is annotated as probable aspartyl protease At4g16563. Gene Ontology annotation, cellular component: extracellular region. Lineage: Eukaryota; Viridiplantae; Streptophyta; Magnoliopsida; Asparagales; Orchidaceae. Gene Ontology annotation, molecular function: aspartic-type endopeptidase activity. The record is from RefSeq and is a predicted model, not a curated record. Gene Ontology annotation, biological process: proteolysis.
CCACGUCAUCAGCCUGCGAUUCAUGCCGUUACCGUACUGUCCAGAGCCUACAUACCUCCAGCAAACAUUCAACCGUUCGAUGCGGGCUGCCUGCAUACACCAACGGCCAGAUUAAAGUCACCGCACGCCAUUACGACAGCCCUACCGUGCUCCGCGUCCACCGCCAUGUGGGCCCCAUGGCAGUCACUACAAGGGCCGUUAACGAUUUUAAGUUAACAAACUUGGAGCUAAAGUCUUCACUCUUGAUCCCAUGGCUGAAUUCCACUAUCUGCUCCUCCUCUUCCUCCUCCUCCCUCUCGCCGCCGGCGAACUUCCGAUCUCCAUCCCGCUUCGGCGAUCUCACCUUCCCCUCCCCUCCGACUCCUCCAACAGUAUCGCAGCAAUGGCUUCAGCCUCCGUUCUUCGAGCUCAGCUGAUUAAAAACCCGACUGCUACGCCCCCUUCCACCACCACCGCCGCCCUCUUCCCCCACUCCUACGGCGGCUACUCCAUCAACGUCAGCUUCGGGACUCCGCCGCAGCAAAUCCCCCUCGUGUUCGACACCGGCAGCCAACUUACCUGGUCCCCCUGCACCACGAAAUACGUCUGCCGGAACUGCUCCUCAACGGCGAACGCCAUUCCGACCUUCAUCCCAAAAGCAUCCUCUACCUCCAAGCUCAUUGGUUGCAAAAACUCGAAAUGCGGCUGGCUCCAUUCGACAGAGUUUCUCUCACGCUGCCGCAACUGCCUCCCUUCAAAUUCCUCCGAUUGCCCUCAGAUCUGCCCGCCUUACCUUCUCAUCUACGGCUCCGGCUCCACCGCCGGGCUUCUUCUCUCGGAAACUUUGCAGCUGUCAACUCGGACGGUCGCCGAUUUCGUUUUGGGCUGCUCUGUGUUUUCCGAUCGGAUGCCUGGAGGUGGAAUUGCAGGGUUCGGCCGCGGGGAUUCCUCUCUACCGAACCAGCUCAGAUUGAAGAGCUUCUCUUACAAUCUAAUUUCACGGAAAUUCGAUGAUGAUGGCGAGAGCGGAACUUUGGUGCUGGUCGGUGACAACGGCGAGGUUAGUUUCACUCCUCUGCUCAGAAACCCUGUUCCAGCUGCAACAGCAGCGGACGCUAACUACGGCGCGGAGGCGUUUUCAGUUUACUAUUAUGUCGGACUGAGGAGAAUUACCGUCGGGGGAAAGAAGGUGAAGAUUCCUUACAACGCUCUCGUCCCGAGCUCAGACGGGAAUGGCGGCACGAUCGUAGAUUCCGGGACGACGUUCACGUUCAUGGAGCCUGCGGUCUUCGAUCCCCUCGCCGCGGCGUUUGUCGGCCAAGUGGCCGGGAAGCUGAACAGGUCCGGCGACGUGGAGGCGAUCGCCGGACUACGGCCGUGUUUUGAGAUUCCCGGCGGGGAAUCGAAGUUAUCUUUGCCGGAACUCGUGUUCCACUUCAAAGGCGGCGCCAAGAUGCGGCUUCCGCUAGAGAACUACUUUGCUAUUGUGGACAUAUCUCGGCCGGCGCUUUGCCUGACGAUUGUUUCCGGCGCUGGAUCCGCCGGAGAUGGCGGCCAAGGUCCGGCUAUCAUACUGGGGAGCUUCCAGCAGCAGAAUUACUAUAUGUUAUACGACCUCCAGAGGGAGCGGCUAGGGUUCCGGCGACAAUCGAGUAAUUAGUGCAAGAUUUUAGUUACUGUGUGGGAGGUGAACUUUGAAUAAGUGCUACACGGCAAGAUUGGGGCCGUUGGAUCGUGAUCGGACGUUCCACAUUGAUUUGCUUUAAAUGGAAUGUGUCCCCGUUUGCAUUUUGUUAAGUUUUAUUUUAUGAUGGGUUUUUCUUAAAGGCAUGUUGGUUAAAAUUGUGAAGAAUAAAAGUUGUUUUUUUUUCAAA